Morone saxatilis (striped sea-bass) is the source of this 1222-nucleotide messenger RNA. It is a transcript of the gene hwa, whose product is annotated as huluwa. The record is from RefSeq and is a predicted model, not a curated record. Lineage: Eukaryota; Metazoa; Chordata; Actinopteri; Moronidae. The transcript is spliced from 3 exons. The coding region runs from base 266 to 1222 and encodes 318 amino acids.
UCCAGCCCUUUUGUUUUGUUAACACUGACAGUAUUGGUCCGCAGUGAUGAAGACAAGGGGGGAUAAAGACAACAGUCACACUUGGAGACUUGUUUACAUGCGAGAAGAAGGCUGACAUGUCGCUGUUGGAUAAAAAACACUUUCAAACACAAAGUGGUCCACAUUGAUUGACACACCGACCCACCUGUGCAUCCAGAGACAACGUGAAAUCUCAACUGAGAUCAGCAGUUCUCUAAAAUUCCCCCUCUAUGUCCUCUGUAAUGAAAUGUCGCAAACAAGUCAGAGCACACCAUCGGAUGUGGCUGAAGGUUACCCCGUCACAAAUUUGACUUUAGUCGUCCUUUUGCUGAUACCCUGUGUGGUCAUCCUGCUGCUGCUGAACUGCCUGUUUCUGGGCUACAAGUUAUUGAACCUGUCAAAGAAGAGCAACAGACAGAAGCGAGAGGACACAGAGGAGAUGCUUCUGCAGUCCACCCUGCAUAGGGUAAGACGAGUAUCCGAGGUGGCCUUUCCUCUGCAGGACGUGAGGAGAGCCUACACGUCUCUGUCGGAGCCCGUCCUGCCCCAUCCUGUCACCUCUUCCAGGGCUUCAUCCAGGGAGAGGGCCGGGGAGGAUCACAGGUUCCGGCUCCUGAGGCCAGAUGGUGCCACCGGCUCAGGGUCAAUGAGGGCGCCGAGCACCAUCCGGGCCGCUUCCUCUGCGGCUGGUCUCACCCCGAGAUUCGACCUGGCCUCCGGCUCACGGGCAUGCAGCAUCAGCAAAGCGGGCUGGUGUAAAAGCGCACCAGUUCUACCGCAGUCCAGUGAUUCAGAGGCUGAAAUCAGAGUGAACCUUGUUCCGCCAAACUCCCCAAUGCAGGAGACAGAAUGUGUGGGUCAUAGUCGGAGCAGUACUUAUGAGAUGCUGACAGAUGUGAACCCAGGUGUUGCAGUGCAUGUAUUUGACAAAGUAGACAUGGAGUGCGAGUACACCAACCUGCCUUCAGAGGCGUCCUGUCUGAACACGUCUGCAGUGGGUCCUGGACUGGACAGCGACUUUGGUGCAAGUGCAGGUGUCUCCCUGCGGAUUCUUUCAGCAGACAGUGACGGUCUGUCCAACGGUGUUCUAGCUUCAGCUUUGGAGUGGGAUUAUUAUGACCCCUGCUAUGUCAAACAGAAUAAUGUACCCAAACAUAAACACACACACAGACCUGCAGUGCACACCAAACAGUACUGGGUGUGA